Molecule: messenger RNA, 3468 nt
Organism: Polychytrium aggregatum
Lineage: Eukaryota; Fungi; Chytridiomycota; Chytridiomycetes; Polychytriales
Exons: 15
Coding region: 261-3290 (1009 amino acids)
Biological process (GO): mitotic spindle assembly checkpoint signaling; peptidyl-serine phosphorylation; chromosome segregation
Cellular component (GO): nucleus; spindle; kinetochore
Molecular function (GO): protein binding; protein serine/threonine/tyrosine kinase activity; ATP binding
Source: RefSeq, a predicted model, not a curated record
GGCCGACCAGGAACUGCCGGCCGAGCCGAUGAAUCAGCAAAUCGGAAUCGAAACAUGACUGCCAAUAUUGCCAUAUAUGGAAGCCGCGUCGCUGGUCCUGGUCGCUGGGGGUGGUCCGCAUCGGCCGCCGAAAGGAGGGGAGGAAGGGCCUCGCGACGAAGCCGCAACGCAUCGCAGCCGACCGACGCACGGGCGCCAGGACCAUCGAGCCAGCAGGCACCCGACCCUUGCCCUCGACGAACGCACGCAAGCACGCAAGCAUGCAAUCUGUGGCGAUGGAAAGCAGCAGCCGCUCCCCCGUGGAGGCUUAUCUGCAGGAGCUUGAUCGGGAAUCGCGGACAUGCAAGGACCGCAGCCCGAGCGACUGGAUCGCCAAAUACCAGUCCAUCCUGAAUACACUGCCGGUAUCAAAGUACGGCGACGAUCCCGGAUUCAUGGAUAUCAAUCUCCGAUACAUCCAGCUGCAGAGGCAACACAAGGGCGAGUUUGCGGCCAUCCGCGAGCUUUUCAAGAGUCUCAGGCGAGCAGAGGUGAAGGGCACCAAGGAGGCAAGAUUCUAUCUUGCAUGGUCGGAUUUUGAGCACGCCGAAGGCUCGUCCAAACAGGGCAAAUCGAUCCUGAUGACGGCCCUCGGCAACGUUAUCGAAAGCGAAAGAUACCUGAUUCGCGAGAGAAUCCUGUCGCUGGGCUACGAGCUCCCGUCGACGCCGGCCGCCAGCGACAUCUCGCCGCCCGAUCGGCAUCUAGCCAAGGUCGACAGCGGCCUUGAUUUUAUGUUUCCAGAGCCAUCACUAUCAUUUGGGUACGAUAGAUACGAUGUGAAGGAUCUGGUGGAUCUGGAUCCCGAGCGCACCGCAGCGUCGGGAACGUAUCCUGGACUACCUGACGAUCCGAGUGGAGACAUAGGCGAUCGGAUGGACACGAGCUACUCCAUCGCCGGACGUCCGUCGCCCACGCCCCAUCGGUCUCCCUCUGAGACAAUCAGGGCAAGCAGCGCCGCCGCAGUUUCGACUCGGACAGGACCCAACAGUCUAGCAAGCGACUUGGCAACAACAGGUCCGACCCGAGUGCCGACGCUUUCUGGGUCAGAGUUUUCGAAUCAGUCUGCAGCAGUUGUGCCGACCCUGUCCCGUGAGCAUGAACGCCAGCCCAAGGUCAGCGACGCUUCAUCGACAACAUCGACAACAUCGACAACAUCGACAACAUCGACAACAUCGACGGCAGCAACAGAGUGCAUGGAUAUCGAGACCAGCGCCGGGACCGCCAAACCAACCAAGCCAGCCAAGUCAGCCGUGCCCAGUGACGACACUGCGAAUCCAGGUGCUGUUCCUUGGGGCAAAAUGGCGGCAGUUAUCGAGAAAAUGUUCACUGGAUCGGAGGAGGCCGCCCCUGGUGCGGCGCUCAAGCGAGACCUCUUGAAAAAGGACGCCGAAUCUCGAGCAAGACUGCUCAAGCGUGGGUACCAGCGUCCUAAAUACGAAAUUCUCUCCAAGCUCGGUCCGCCCAAACGCUCAACAGACAGCGAUUUGCAGCAAUUUCAAGCUUCGGUCGAUCAGCCGCUUUCGCCGGGUCCCGAAUCGCCGCCGAUGGCACUGGAUAUGAGGCCAUCGAUAGAGCCUUACUCCUCCGUCAAUGCCCAGGCGGCGGUGGAGGAGCUACGGUCGUUUGAAAAUGCCGGUGUGAACGGACGCGACUCUGCGACAAAACAAGAGCUGCUGCGGAGCAACGAGCCUUCCAAACGAAUCGAAUCGCCGUUUCAAGAGCGCCAGCGCCCGGGAGCGAGGCCGAGACUGUCAAUCUCUCCGGUGGUGGCGGUGGCGAUGGAGACAACCGAUGACGAUGUUGCAAUGGACAUAUCCCCCACAGAUGAGGUGCCUCCCUCGUCACUACCGGCGCAGCCUGCAAACACAGGUCCCCAGACCUCAGUCCCCUCUGCUCCAGCACUCUAUGUCUCAGCGCCCUCGAUUCCGGCAGCACAGUCCGGUUGUAUCCAGUCCGACUCAAGGAAUCCCGCCGCACACAGUCCGACGACACUCGGUUCUCGUCAUCCCGAUCCUCCGAUACAAGGCUCGAGCGCCAAUAGAUCAGCGAGCCAAGGAUCAGCGGUGUCGCGCACGGCAAGCCAAAACUCCUCUGCACCAGAGCUUCAAAGCCGGAGGCCCUCUAUUCCCAAUCCGCCAGCGUCAUCUGAGUUCAGAAGCCCGCCCAAAUACUCGGCCGGAGAGGAGGAGCACUCGGAGCGCACGGUUGUGCCCUCGCAGCCUCAGGUGCUGCAAAGCAGCCCAGGGUUGUUCGGUGCAGGGGUUGGGGUUGGCGACGGGGGCUCGGCUGUGACGGUGCGCGCACCGGAGGCAGUUGUCUUCCAGGCAGCGCCGAUACCCCGGCCCGAGUUCCAUGGCUUUGGACAGCUGAAGCCCUUCUAUGUCAACCAGAAGCUGUUCCUCCGGAUCGAGGAGAUUGGACGUGGUGGCAGCUGCAAAGUCUUCAAGGUGAUUGAUCCCAAGGGCAAAGUCUUUGCGCUCAAGAAAGUCAAGCUGCGGGGAGUGGAUCCGAUCGUGAAGGAAGGGUACCUGAACGAACUGAAUCUUCUGGACAAGCUGCGCCACGCGGACCGCAUCAUUCGCCUCAUCGACGCCGAGGUGGUGCCGGAUCAGUACAUUCACAUGGUCCUUGAGUACGGCGAAUGCGAUUUUGCGUACAUUUUGGCUGGCGCCAAUGGCAAGCUCUCGCCCAGCAUGAUCAAGUCGUACUGGGAACAGAUGCUCCUGGCAGUUCACACUGCACACGAAGCAAGCAUUGUCCACAGUGACUUGAAGCCAGCGAACUUUUUGAUGGUAAAGGGAACACUGAAGCUGAUUGACUUUGGCAUCGCAAAGGCGAUUGCUAACGACACCACCAACAUCCAUCGGGAUCACCAGUCGCGGCGCGAGAUGGCAGAUGUACUGUUGCGAGCGGUGAGGGGCGGUACGGUCAACUACAUGUCACCCGAGGCCAUUACGUCGUCAGAGCGACGAGAUCAAGCCUGCUUCAAGCUCGGCCGAUCAUCGGAUGUGUGGUCGUUGGGGUGCAUCUUCUAUCAGCUUGUCUAUGGACGGCCACCGUUUGGACACCUGACGACUAUGGCAGCCAAGUUCAACGCAAUCAUCAGCCCAAACGUCAAGAUUGCGUUUCCGGCGAUCCCAUGCGCAUCCGGGCCGUUGAUGAUCGAGGUGAUGCAGGGGUGCUUGGAGCGCAGCCCCAAGGCCCGGCCGACCAUUCCGCAACUGCUGAAGCAUCGGCUGUUUGAGUGAGGACAUGUCGCUCGAAUGGAAUAGAGACGGGACUGAACGCACGGCCUGGACGCUGCUGCUGUUGGACGGCGUGAUAUUGCAUGGCUUUGAAGUGGCGGGCAUGGCUCUGAUAUGCAGCCGGCUGGUGCACCGGCGCAGGUGUGUGGCGUUUGCCAAGAGGCGGGGCCCUGGCGGACGC